AAGCCAGCCUGGCCCGAACCUGGCUCCAGGCCAGCCCUGCGUGCGCUUCGCGCGCUCGCUCGCGAGCCAAGCAGGGUACUCGCCUCCGUACCUCCUCGGGGGUUCAUCGCCCCCGACCCCCCGCCCCCUUGCCCUCGCCCCCGCCCGCACCAAUGGCUGACCGCGCCGCCGAGCCUGCCGCCGGCACGCCGCCGCCGGCCGUGUCCAGCGGGGGCGGCCUCCUGGCGACCGCCGCGCGGGGCUGGGCCGACGUGCCCGCGUUCCCGGGCUGCAGCGAGCCCGCGCGGUGGCAGGCCGAGGCGGAUGAGGGCAUGGAGUGCGAGCGCUCCCUGCUGAUCGCCACCAUUGACCAGCUCCGCGCCGCGGCAGAGGCCGCGGUGCAGCGCGCGGAACAGGCCGAGGAGGCCAGGCAGGCGGCGCUGCGGCAGUCCUUCGACCCAGGGCUCAGGGACUUCAUCAGCUCCGAGGUUAGACGGGCGGUCCGCGCCGCAGCCGACCAGGCCACGGCGGAGCUCCGUGCCACGGCCGAGGAAGCCACGGCGGAGCUGCGGGCCGCCGUCGCGGAGGCGCGGCAGCUGCGCCCUUGCGGGCGGGCCCCGCUGGCGGAGCGAGGGGCGGCUCCCGCCGUGGGCACGCCGCCGCUGCCGGCUGGCGGGCCGCCAGGCGGCCGCGCCACGGAAGGGCACGAAGGCGCUGGCGGCGCGGGCGCGGACGGGCGCGAGGCGAGAGGUGCGCGGCUAGAGCUCGGCGCCGCCGCGGUGGACGAGGACGCGGACCGCGAGCGCGAGUGCGCCCUCCUCGUGGCCACCAUCGACGCCCUGCGGGCCGCCGCGGAAGACGCGCUUCGCCGCGCGGAGGAGGCCGAGGCGGCGAGGAGCGCGGCCCUCGCGCAGAGCUUCGGGCCAGGCGCCGCCGCGCCUGUGCCCGCUGGCCGGGCGGCGUCACCCGCCGCCGCGGUGCCGGCGCUGGCCACGCCGCCCUGCGGCCAGGUGGACUGCGCGGAGCUCCUGGCGUCCGCGAGAGCAGAGGCCUCCGAUGAGCUGCUGUCCCCGUCCGAGGGGCAGGUGGCCGAGACGCAGCCGUCCCUCUUGUCCGAGGGCCGGCAGCUGUCCGGGACGUCCGAAGGCAGGCGGAGCAUCAGCGUCUGGGAGGACGACAACUGGCUCUGAGAGCCGGGAUCGAGCCAGCUCGCGGGAUGGGCGGGAGGAAGUCGAAGAAGGGGGGGGAGGGAGGCAGGGAGGAGCAUAGCUGUCACCCUGGUACUGGCGUCUUAGCUGCACCCGAUGCUCUUCUUCCGUCCUGGCCCUGUGCCAGGCCAUGCACGACGAAACAAGCCUCCUCUGGCGAUCCGGCGCGCCCGUCGCUCGCCGUGACUCUCCUGCAACGACUGGGGACGGAACUGCGAAGC
This is a messenger RNA of Prorocentrum cordatum, 1408 nucleotides long. Lineage: Eukaryota; Dinophyceae; Prorocentrales; Prorocentraceae. The record is from the annotation of a GenBank genome assembly.